Molecule: messenger RNA, 1147 nt
Organism: Phaeodactylum tricornutum CCAP 1055/1
Lineage: Eukaryota; Bacillariophyta; Bacillariophyceae; Surirellales; Neidiaceae
Gene: HSP20B
Product: heat shock protein Hsp20
Exons: 2
Coding region: 1-1092 (363 amino acids)
Biological process (GO): protein complex oligomerization; response to hydrogen peroxide; protein folding
Source: RefSeq, a predicted model, not a curated record
AUGAUAGCAGUGCCGGAGGGACUACGAGCUGACGGUGCCGCCGAUCCACCAGCUGUUGUCAUGUUUUGGAUCAAACAGGGAUAUGAAACGAACGAAGCGAAAGGAAUAGGAACCGGAACGAAGAUCAUUGAUGCUUCGCGAACUCCAUACAUCUGUGAAGAAGUUUCGUCGGAAGCCGGAAAUGCUGACCAGUUGGCAGGCCUUGGCAGAGGACAGAACACGACCCAUCGCCACGCGACUGGCUGCGGUCCCAACAACGAAGAUGCUACCAAGUCCACAACAGCUACUGAUUCCUCGAACAAGAUCACUGAUGGUAGCGCUUCUGCGUCGGUGGUGUACCACUCGCGUGGCGUCCAUGUGACGGAAAGCAAAGAAUCAACUAAGUUGUCCAUUGACCUUCCUGGAGUCAAAGCUAAUGAUGUGCAAGUUGUCCUUGAAAACGGGAAGCUCCGUGUGAAGGCGGAGCGCAAAGCUGGUAAACAAGUCACUUUUCAUCGCGAGCUUCCGAUCGACGAUUCCGUCAUUGAGUCAAGCAUGGCAAGCCUGGUCGAUGGGGUAUUGACCAUCUCCCUGACCAAAAAGCAAUCGCCCGAAUCAGUGUCGGUUGCCGUUGCAUCAGAAUAUCCUCCGGAAAGUAUAACCGAAGAAAAUGUUCACUUUAGUUUGGACCUGCCCGGGGUCAAGUCGUCGGACCUGAAGGUGACGCGUCUUAGCGGCAAUAUCGCAAUCGAAGGAGAGCGGAAAAAUGGCCAAUUUUCUUCUACGGUCAAGCGCAGCUAUGAAGUCGAUACCAAGACAGUUGAUGUUGACUCGAUUAGGGCAUUUUUGGCCGACGGCGUCUUGACCUUCGUUGCGCCUCGCAAGGAAGGGCCGCCCGCUUUAACAAUUCCAGUAUCGACGCUUAUUGAGAAUUCCACCAGCGAGCCUCCCAAGAAGCAGGCCAAGUUGGACAUUGAAUCAUCCGAAACGGCGCCAAAACAAUCCGUCAUUCCUGAAAUCGAAGAUGACAAGACAAAGCCGUCAUCGGGUAGCAAUGAAAAGGAAUGGGAGCAUGUUGUCGAGACAGUCCCUGACGAAGAAGUCAAAGCUUAGCAAUAGCCAGUAAAAGCAGAAAAUAUGUAGAUAAGAAAUUCAAAUACUGGUCGUA